Messenger RNA from Terrapene triunguis (Three-toed box turtle), 5362 nucleotides. It is a transcript of the gene UBIAD1, whose product is annotated as UbiA prenyltransferase domain containing 1. The transcript has 3 exons. Gene Ontology annotation, cellular component: endoplasmic reticulum; Golgi membrane. Gene Ontology annotation, biological process: vitamin K biosynthetic process; menaquinone biosynthetic process. NCBI's taxonomy places the organism in Eukaryota, Metazoa, Chordata, Testudines, Emydidae. Gene Ontology annotation, molecular function: prenyltransferase activity. The record is from RefSeq and is a predicted model, not a curated record. Bases 173 to 1183 code for a protein of 336 amino acids.
CCCAGGAGACGGGAGAGCAGCGUCAGCCCCGCCCGGGGCUGGGAGCCGCCCCCCACCCGGGGUGCUCCCCUGGGCCCUGCCCAGGGGAUGCGGAGGUCGGGGGAGCUGACCAGGGUGACCAGACAGCAGGUCUCUCUCCAGCACCUUCUCCUGAGGCAGCUGCGUGAAGAGCAUGGAGGCUGAGGAUCAGACCGAGAAGAUUAGCAUCAGCGCUGAGAGCCCCAGAGGAGGUGACGUGGGGGAGCUGGGCAUCGGGCUGCUCAGCUCUGCGAAGAGCCGCCCAGGCACCUGGAGGCAGAAAUGUGCAGCCUACGUUCUGGCCCUGCGGCCCUGGAGCUUCAGCGCCUCUCUGACCCCAGUAGCCCUGGGCAGUGCCCUAGCCUAUCGAUCCCACGGAUCCCUAGACCCAGGGCUGCUAGUGGGCAGUGCAGUGGCUGUCCUGGCAGUGCAUGGAGCAGGUAACUUGGUUAAUACCUACUAUGACUUCUCCAAGGGCAUUGACCACAAGAAGAGUGAUGACCGGACAUUGGUGGACCAGAUCUUGGAGCCUCAAGAUGUGGUCCGGUUUGGGGUCUUCCUCUAUACCCUGGGCUGUAUCUGUGCUGCCUGCCUCUACUGUCUCUCCACUCUCAAGUUGGAGCACCUGGCCCUGAUCUACUUUGGGGGACUUUCCAGCUCCUUCCUUUAUACUGGAGGAAUUGGAUUUAAAUAUGUUGCACUUGGCGACUUGGUGAUCCUCAUCACAUUUGGGCCUCUGGCUGUCAUGUUUGCCCAUGCAGUGCAGGUUGGCUAUCUGUCUGUCUCACCGCUGCUCUAUGCUGUCCCACUAGCCCUCAGUACUGAGGCCAUCCUGCACAGCAACAACACACGGGACAUGGAGUCUGACCGGCAGGCAGGCAUUGUCACCCUGGCUAUCCUCAUCGGCCCCACGUUUUCCUACAUGCUCUACAACACACUGCUCUUCCUGCCCUACCUGAUUUUCUGCAUCUUGGCCACGCGUUACACCAUCAGUAUGGCGCUGCCACUACUCACCAUGCCUAUGGCCUUUUCGCUGGAGAGGCAGUUCCGGAGCCAGAGCUUCAGCAAAAUUCCCCAGCGGACAGCCAAGCUCAACCUCCUGCUGGGGCUCUUCUACGUUUUUGGUAUUAUACUGGCACCAGCAGGCACGCUGCCCAAACUGUAAUGGCGAGAGCUGCUGUAGCCCCAUGACUUGAGUGUUCAUGCCAGAGCUCGGGGUGCGAGUGGGAGGUUUGUUAUGGAUGGGGCCAGAGCAAGAAGGCUGGCUCGAGCCAGUGACUCCAUGUGAAUUUUAUGGGCUUUGGUCUUGUUGAGAUAAGCAGUUUCUCUUGUACUAGAGACUUCCAGUGGUGUCUUAGGAACUUCUUCUCUGGCAAGAGGAUUGAAUUAACUGUCUCUGGCUUUCUCUCGGUGCUUAUUGCAAUUCACCAUGUGAGCAGACAGACAUUUCAAGGACUUGAUGCUACUGCCAUUGAAUUCAAAGGGACUUUCGCUAUUAACUUCAAUAGGAGCAGGGUUGAGCCUUAAAUGUGAACUGUCCCUUCCCCAAUCUGUGAAUCAUCCCCAUACAACAUGAAGGGGAUUCAGCAGCUCCACUCCUAUGCUGUAGCACAUGAAAGUCGCUACUGAAUGUUUUAUUUUUGUCAGCAUCACGGUAAAGCAGAUGGUGCUACUUCACUCCUCUUGAUAAACUUCAUCCUCACCACCUGGUCUGUUCCCUCCCACCCCCCCUUUUGCCAAAUCUUGAGCUUACGCUUCCAAACAUCAUGGCUAUAUGAAAUGGGGCAUGGGGUGUCCAUCAAGAACUGCUGACUUAUGGAAGACAGCAGAUUCUGGUGCUACCACUGCUAGUUCCUUUCUACCUAGGCAUUUCUAAAGCACCCAUUGCUGUGGUGUAUAGGUGCUGAAAUGGAACACAGCUGGUCCAUUGCACUGAGCUUUAAGCCAAAAGCAGUGAACUUCCACUCCCUCUUUAAGUAGCUGGGGGCCAGAACUGCAAGUUGUACAGCUAAGAAGCUCACAAGACUUGGUAGGAUGAAAAGUUCUGUUCUUGUUGUUAAAAUUUUCUCAUUCUCAGACCCUUCUGCCUGAGAUGAAAGGGCCUUGGUGUUAAAAGAAGCUGUCAGGCAGGGUGACAAAGCUCUGUAGGCAACUGGAUAUUGACAAACAGACACGCUGUGGUAGCCAAGUCUCAAAUAGCGAAGCAUUUUCUAAUUGUCAUCCUCCAUAUCUGUUAUCUACUUACAGUCACUUGUCACCCUAUUGUAAGGAAAGCUGGUGGCAGCAAGGGAGAAAGAUGGGGGCAUUGCAGGAGGGAGUCUAAAUUUCUGUCAUGACUGUGCACAGACAUCAGGAUAGUGAAUUAUUCUUCUUGCUGAUAGGUUCCUCUUCCCAUUUCCAGUGGGGACCAAGGUUUUGAUGACACUCCUGUGAUGCAUUGGUCAGUUUUGAAGUUCUAGAUCACUCCUCAGGAUGAUGUGCUCAAUGGUACUGAAUAUUCUUCCUGCAUAUCCUUCCACUCCAAUCCCUGCUCUCCUGUAAGGAUACUAAUAUACCCCUCUGGAUGAAUGCUAUUCCUCACAACAGAUGGUGUGAAACACGCAGAGCCAAAUACAGCUAUGGGGAUACUCCACUAGAGCACAACAGGGUGAAUUUGGCUCUCACUCAUAUUUUCCCAUGAUCACUGAACCCUGUUCGUCAUUGGGAAAUAUUUUGGUUCCCUGCGUGAAACGGCGAGUGUUGAUGUAAGGGCUUUUUGCAGGACUCCCUUGAAAUGUCCAGAUUGAAUUGAUCUGGACCUUGUUCUAGGAGCACGGUGCCAGGAGCACGGUGUUCCUGAGCCUGAGGGGAGGGUAUUAACCAGGGCACAAGGAGCCUUUUAGUUGCGAUCCGUUAAGUCCAGAAGGGUGUGCAGUGAUGCAUAUACAGCUUGGGCGUGUUAUGGCAAAGAGAGGUUAUUCACCUCAGAGGGGUGACUGCUGUUCAGGGCUGCAUGUAAUGGAGGAGUUAUGACAACUAUAAAAUGGAACUGGCACCGAGAUGUGUUAUAGGUGGUAUCAAAGUGUUCAGAUGGUUUCUGGUGACUUAGUUGCCAGUUGUGAUUGCUUCGCAGCUGGACACCGUUACUCAGAAGCAAUCUCAGCAGGCAGGUGGCAGCUUUCACCAGCCUCAGAUUCAGUUAUUAAAAUAGGGCGAUGCAUGGAUCAGACUUUCUCUCCAGGCUGCCCAGGGAAAACAACAAGGCAAGCCUGGUUUAAGCAGCCAGUCUGCUGCUUUGUACAGUAGAGAACUUGACUUUGGUUAGAAACCCAGUCAGAAGGAGUUGAUCUCAGCUGGAGGGAGAGAGGCAUCUAGCAAUACUUGGCAGUGAUUUUCUGGGAAAAUGUGCACUUCCUAUUUUCGGUGCUGGCUUAGAGCUCCAGUGGGUUGGUGAUGAGCAUUUGUCAAAGAACCAACUCUGCCUUCUGCCAAGCACGUUCUGCCUCAGAGACUGAGGAGUGGAAGUGAUGGCGAAAUCAACCCCGGUGGUGGAGAGAGCUAUUUCCCAAUAGAGCCCAUUCUGCAAGAUGGAACGGGUUGAUCUGGUUAAUCCCAGGGUUGUAUUGUUUGUAGGUCUCUCAGCAGAUACAUCCUGUGCCCUGUUCUUGUUUGUUAUAUGAUGAUAUGUCUAGCUCUUGCAUAGCUGUAGUUUAAUGAGGAUUGAUGUGGCAAUUUUUUAUGCAUUUUCCCUAAGCCAUGUUGCUUCUGACAGGCAGAAUGUGAAUAAGAAAUUUGAGAGCUGUAGCUCUUAUGGUGAACAGUCUAGGACAGGGGUCCCCAACGUGGUGCCUCUUGACGUUGCCGCUUCACGGCGGCAUUUCAGCGGCUGCUUGUCCGGCAGCCACGGUCCUCGGCGGGUAGUCGUCCGGCGCCUGCCCCACGGAAAAGGUUGGGGUCCACUGGUCUAGGAAAUGGCCCUCAGUGGAACAGCAACACGUUACACUAUGGUUGAUCUCUUCCUUACAAAAAGGGGAAAGACUCCUGAUUAGAAAGUCUGUCUGCUAGUGGGAAAAACCAGUGCUAUUGCCACAGAGCUGGAGUGAGAGGUGACCCGUUUCAUGCGUUUGUAGCACCAUUUUCUUGGGCACUCAAAGUGAUUCACAGAUGCAGGGAUUAGAAGGAAACGUGUGCAGACUGCUUCCAUUCGUAAGCAGCAGCACACAUAGCAGACUUUGGAAGUCUUAGGGGAGAACUGCGUAUGGUAAGGGAGCUGGAAACGCCUGGAUUCUAAUCCUAACCAUCUCAUUUGUUUUCCCCCAGUGGCCUUGGGCAAGCCACUUAAUUUCUCCAUGCCUUUGUUUUUUCAUCUGUAAAAUGGAGCUUGCCGUUGCCUACCUCACUGGGAGUUGUGGGGUUAAUGUUAUUUAAUAAAGAGCUUUGAAAGUAAGAAGUGCUAUAUCUAUGCUGGGUAUUUUCUCAGGCAUUCUGCUUCUCAAGCCUUACUUAUAUGGGAAGAUCUUUUUGGUAUAACAUAAGGUGUGAAUUUAAACCAGUAAAGUUAUACCAGUAUUACACCAUGUGUAUGCUCUUAUUCUGGUAUGAGAAGCCCCUUUUUGGUUUAAUUUAUGUUGCUUGGGACAGGAUUUAAGCUAAACAAAAGCCAGGCUUGUGUGUCCACAUGGGGAUUUAUAUUAGCAUCAUUGGUAAAACUUUCCAUAUAGACAAACCCUAAGGCAACCUGUCUUGUGUUACAGCGUCUGAGCUGAGGAUAUUGGGUGUCCAGCACCUCUUCUGAUCAUAGGCCUUUUCAGCCUCUUGCAAUAAGCUGUAUUGCUCCAUGCUGAGUCUCUGCUGGUAGCGGAGCAGAUCUGUAGCACAUCUGUCCAUCGUAUGUAUUAAAUGGCCUCCUGACCUCUCUUCUCGCCCAGGCAGAGGUUCAGUGAAGUAUCUAAACGUUCCAUUUUUAACAAGCCAUGGUUAAUAAUUUUAAACGGUUUCGUGUUGUGUUUCUGGGCUUGGAUCAGAGUGGUCUUCUGGGAGAACAUGUUUCCUAUGGACACUCCUUUGUACAGCUUUGGCGUGGAAGCACUGGAAAGCACACACCCUAGGUACGCAUGAGGUAGGCUCCUUUGACCAUAAGAGCCCCCUUGUGAACCAGGCAGCCCUGUCCUUGUAUGUCGAGGGAUAAUCAGUUCAAUUGAAAGGGCAAACAUAUAUGUUUUAGGGCAGAUGUUAAUAGGUUUUGGUGAUCUAAUCUAUCAACCGAGUCCACUUUGGAACACACCUUUCUAUGCAGGGCACUGUUGAGCCUGAGCAUUUGUAAUACUGAGACAGACUUCAAUUGAACUUUGUCUUUUUAAUAAAG